UUUGAACUAACCGACUCGUGACAGGCACAACGAGUCAAACAAACUCCAGUGCUGUGUGACGUCACUCUGCACACAUGGCCGCGUGCACUCGCCUCGAGUUGAACAGAUGAAAUAGCUCAUUACGGGCAGUUUCGGCGGUCCUUAUUAAUUUAUUUUUAAUAUUUUGCAAAUGUCUAUUGUGUUUGCUAACAGCUGGGGCUGGCUGUUGGACACCUGCUCUCACAUUGAUGAGGGUUUGCAGUACUGUAUGUGUGCUUUGGAUGGGCAAGCAAAUACCCGAUUCUUCAAAUACAGUUUUAAGAGACACUAUUUUGAUAUAUCGAGACCCCAUAUUACAGCUAAACAAAACACAGAUGCCUUAUUCAGCGAUUGUCUGUUAGUCACGAAGAACUCCGCCAAUGGCGAACAUGCAAAGAUUGAUCUAAAGACACGAAAGAAACGAAAGCGAAAGCAGCGUGAUCUGAAUGCAGGAGAGUUAAAUGCCCAUGCAUAUCAUGAAAAGAUCCGGUCAGCGGUUUUGGAGGGUUCACAGUCUCUUGUUGAAGCCGGUUGUAAAUGUGGCUACUUGACGGGGGGUUUGACUGUAGUGCCCUCUGAACUCAUGCCAGUACAGGAGUGCCAGCUGGCAGCGUUAUGUGACAUGGCCAAACCGCUCCCAUUGACAGAUGAUUCUACAGCAGCUCCAGUACAGACACUGAACAGAGAUGAUCUGGACGCGCCGCUUGAUUUAUUCUCUUACAUCACCGAGAACCCAUACGACUGUGCUUAUGAGGUCACGUUAAUGAGGGAGAGAUAUCUGUUGCCCCCUCGCAGCCGUUUCCUGCUGUCUGACAUCACACGGAUACAGCCACUAGUCAACUGUGGAGACAAAUUUGACCUCAUAGUCCUUGAUCCACCCUGGGAGAAUAAAUCCGUCAAAAGAAGCAACAGAUACGGUUCCCUGCCGUCCUCUCAGCUCAAGCAGCUUCCUGUGCGCUCAUUGGCUGCCCCAGGAUGUGUGGUGGUUACCUGGGUAACGAACCGUGCACAGCACCUGCGUUUCGUCAGAGAAGAGCUCUACCCGCAUUGGGGAGUGGAAGGGCUGGCGGAGUGGCUCUGGGUCAAGGUGACCCGCUCAGGAGAGUUUGUGUUUCCUCUGGACUCUCAACACAAGAAGCCGUAUGAAGUGCUGGUGUUAGGCAGGUAUCCAUACAGCGCUGACCACACAGUCAGGUCUUCAACAGAGCUUCCAGAACAACGGCUUCUAAUCAGUGUCCCCUCCAUACUGCACUCUCAUAAGCCUUCAUUAUCAGCUGUGCUGAAGCCGUACGUUAAUCACCAACCCAAGUGUUUAGAGCUGUUCGCCCGAAGUCUCCGUUGUGAUUGGACGAGCUGGGGAAAUGAGGUCAUCAAGUUCCAACACAGCAGCUAUUUUACCAAAGAGACCAUUGAAGAGCCAUCGGACACCGGACACGCUCAGUAGACGAAUCAUUGAAGUUCACGUGUUAAUGAAAUCUGUUUUAAUCUGUUUUAAUUGACGUGUCAUAGAUAAAAGAGACUGAGAUUGGAACAUUUGAUCGUUUAAUAGGGAGCAUAAGGCCACGUAACAGGGUCUUUGUCUGGUUGUGCCUGUUAUACAUAAUCCAGACAUAUUAUGUUAUGAGUUUGGGAUCCGAAUCUGUUUACAAACUUCCCAAAAGGAUUCGAUUAUGUUUUUAUUUUAUACGGAUCAGCUUGAUUAAAUAUGUGCUUGUAGUUGAGUGUUUUUAUCUGGAUACUGUAUUUUAAUGUCAUUUGUAAAAGAAAGUGAUACGUUUAUAUAAAUUCAUUUUAUGGCAUAAUAUGUCCGUCUUUUGUCCUAUUUUGCACCUGCAAUUUGGGAAUCAAAUGUUUGACUGCUGUUGUGCUGUUUGGCAUAUCAAAGUGUAAAAUGUGAGUGUUAAAAUUGGCAAUAAAU
Molecule: messenger RNA, 1936 nt
Organism: Xyrauchen texanus (razorback sucker)
Lineage: Eukaryota; Metazoa; Chordata; Actinopteri; Cypriniformes; Catostomidae
Gene: mettl4
Product: methyltransferase 4, N6-adenosine
Exons: 8
Coding region: 170-1462 (430 amino acids)
Cellular component (GO): nucleus; cytosol; RNA N6-methyladenosine methyltransferase complex
Molecular function (GO): nucleic acid binding; RNA methyltransferase activity; site-specific DNA-methyltransferase (adenine-specific) activity
Source: RefSeq, a predicted model, not a curated record